GUGCCAAGCAUGGCAACUCUGGACCUCUUGCUGUCUGUGGCUCUUGGCCAAGUACUGUCUCUCCUUAUCUGUGGCAUUGGCCUGACGAGCAAGUAUUUGUCAGAAGAUUUCCAUGCCAACACACCUGUUUUUCAGAGCUUCCUCAAUUAUAUCCUCCUAUUCUUGGUCUACACAACAACACUAGCUGUCAGACAAGGAGAAGAAAACUUGCUGGCAAUUUUGAAAAGGAGAUGGUGGAAGUACAUGAUCCUGGGGAUAAUAGAUAUAGAAGCCAAUUACCUGGUAGUCAAAGCUUAUCAAUACACCACUCUUACUAGUGUACAGCUCCUAGAUUGUUUUGUUAUCCCGGUGGUGAUAUUGCUAUCCUGGUUCUUCUUGCUGGUACGAUACAAGGCAGUGCAUUUCAUUGGGAUUGUGGUCUGCAUUCUGGGCAUGGGCUGCAUGGCAGGAGCAGAUGUCCUCGUCGGGAGACAGCAAGGAGCAGGUGAAAAUAAACUGAUAGGGGAUCUCUUAGUGCUGGGUGGAGCAACACUGUAUGGCAUCUCGAAUGUUUGUGAGGAGUAUAUCGUCCGAAAUCUGAGUCGAGUGGAAUUCCUGGGCAUGAUCGGACUCUUUGGCUCCUUCUUCAGUGGAAUUCAGCUGUAA
Messenger RNA from Tinamus guttatus (white-throated tinamou), 645 nucleotides. The record is from RefSeq and is a predicted model, not a curated record. Lineage: Eukaryota; Metazoa; Chordata; Aves; Tinamiformes; Tinamidae.